Messenger RNA from Acanthoscelides obtectus, 258 nucleotides. The record is from the annotation of a GenBank genome assembly. Lineage: Eukaryota; Metazoa; Arthropoda; Insecta; Coleoptera; Chrysomelidae.
GUGUUUUUCAUACAAUCAAGCAGUUUAUGAUUGCAACUGGUACAGCAGCAGUCGGAGAUUCAAGCAAUGCGUGAUAAUAAUGAUGAGUAGAAUGGGAAGGCCUGUCUAUUUGACUAUCGGAAAAUUCUUUCCACUGACGCUUGGUACCUUUGUGGCGGUUACAAGGAUAGCUUUCUCCUCUGCAACUGUCUUAAAAGCUGUUAACUAAUAGUGCAACUUUGUGUAUAAUGUAUCUUUCUCCUGACAAUAAAGUGAAAC